AUGGCACUCAACACCGGAGAUGACGUUGGUGGUGGCAACGAUGGUGGCAACAGUGACGGCGAUUGCGAUUCCACGUCCAAAUAUGAUCCCACAGUUAGAUCUAGCACUCCACGACCAGAUCCAGCCAUGGAGAAGCACCGAUCUAGCACCGUAGUAGCCAAAUCCGGCACUCAACGACCAUAUCUGGCCGCGGGAAGCAUCGAAUCUGGUGCUUCCCGACCAGAUCCCACGGUUGGAUCUAGCACUCCACUUCCAAAUCCAACCGUGGGGAAGCGUCGAUUUGGCACCGUAAUGGCCAGAUCCGGCCACAUGAAGUUAUUUACUCAUUCUAAAUGUGGUGCCUUAUGUGCAGAAUAUGGUACAAGCCAUAAAUUAGGAAAAAUUGGUGAUGGCAUUCGUCUUUGGAACAGUAUUGAUCCUGACCUUCUAUUGGCUGUUUUUCUUCCCGCCUUACUUUUUGAGAGUGCAUUUUCUAUGGAAGUGCACCAGAUAAAGAGAUGUAUGGCACAAAUGCUUCUACUUGCUGGUCCAGGAGUUCUUAUUUCAACCUUUUGCCUUGGAUCUGCUCUGAAGCUCAUUUUUCCAUAUGAGUGGAAUUGGACGACAUCACUGUUGCUUGGAGGACUUCUGAGUGCUACUGAUCCUGUGGCUGUUGUGGCUUUGUUGAAGGAGCUUGGUGCAAGCAAGAAACUGAACACUAUAAUUGAAGGAGAAUCCUUGAUGAAUGAUGGGACAGCAAUUGUGGUCUAUCAGUUAUUCUAUAAAAUGGUCAUGGGGCAGAGCUUUAAUUGGCAGGCCGUUAUUGAAUUUCUGGCCAAAGUCUCACUUGGAGCUGUAGGCAUCGGUAUUGCUUUUGGGAUAGCAUCUGUAUUGUGGCUUGGAUUUAUUUUCAAUGAUACUGUGAUAGAGAUUGCGUUGACACUUGCUGUGAGCUACAUUGCUUACUUCACUGCUCAAGAAGGUGUUGAUGUUUCUGGUGUUUUGGCAGUGAUGACUUUAGGAAUGUUUUAUGCUGCUGUUGCAAAGACAGCCUUUAAGGGUGAUGGUCAGCAGAGCUUGCAUCACUUUUGGGAAAUGGUUGCUUAUAUUGCAAAUACAUUAAUUUUCAUCCUGAGUGGAGUUGUUAUAGCUGAAGGUGUUCUUGGCAAUGAUAAGAUGUUUGAGAACCAUGGAUAUUCAUGGGGCUAUCUAAUUCUUCUGUACAUCUUUGUGCAAAUAUCACGUUGCAUUGUUGUUGGAGCAUUAUAUCCAUUUUUACGAUAUUUUGGAUAUGGUUUGGAUUUAAAGGAAGCUGCCAUUCUAAUAUGGUCAGGGCUGCGAGGGGCUGUUGCAUUAUCACUUUCUCUAUCAGUUAAGCGUGCCAGUGACCGUUCACUGAAUCUCAGUUCUGAAACAGGAAGCCUGUUUGUUUUCUUCACUGGUGGAAUUGUAUUCUUGACACUUUUUGUCAAUGGAUCAACUACACAGUUCAUUUUACAUUUUCUUGAUAUGGAUAAACUAUCAGCAGCCAAGAAGCGUAUAUUGGACUACACAAAGUAUGAAAUGUUGAACAAGGCAUUAGAGGCUUUUGAAGACCUCGGAGAUGAUGAGGAACUUGGACCUGCUGAUUGGCCUACAGUAAAGAGAUACAUUGCAAGCUUAAACAAUUUGGAGGGGGACCAUGUGCAUCCUCAUAUUGCAUUGGACCCUACAAAUCUGAAGGAUAUCAGAAUACGGCUUUUAAAUGGUGUUCAGUCAGCUUACUGGGGGAUGCUUGAUGAAGGGAGAAUCACACAGAGUACUGCAAAUCUUUUGAUGCAAUCUGUAGAUGAAGCUAUUGAUGCUGCAUCUGAUGAACCUUUAUGUGAUUGGAAGGGCUUAAAAUCUAAUGUUCAUUUCCCAAAUUAUUACAAGUUUAUCCAGACAAGCAUGUUCCCACAAAAAUUAGUUACAUAUUUCACUGUGGAAAGGCUGGAAUCGGCAUGCUGUGUUUGUGCUGCAUUUCUUCGAGCUCAUAGAAUUGCACGGCGGCAACUUCAUGACUUUAUAGGUGACAGUCUUAUUGCUUCUGUUGUAAUUAAUGAAAGUGAGGCUGAAGGCGAAGAGGCAAGAAAGUUCUUGGAAGAUGUCCAUAUAACUUUCCCUCAGAUUUUGCGUGUUGUUAAAACAAGACAAGUGACAUACUCGGUACUAAACCACUUGAUUGAUUAUAUACAAAACCUUGAGAAGGUUGGGUUACUGGAGGAAAAAGAGAUGCUUCAUCUUCAUGAUGCUGUCCAGACUGACUUGAAGAAGCUUUUAAGGAAUCCUCCCUUAGUGAAGAUUCCAAAAAUAACUGAUCUGAUAAGUGUCCAUCCUUUAUUAGGGGCCCUUCCUUCUACUGCCCGCAAACCACUAGAAGCUUCUACGAAAGAAACAAUGAAAACACGUGGUGUGACACUUUACAAAGAGGGCUCCAAACCAAAGGGUAUUUGGCUUAUAUCAAAUGGAGUUGUCAAGUGGACCAGUAAAACCAGAAGGAACAAGCACUCACUGCAUCCUACCUUUACUCAUGGGAGUACGUUGGGCUUGUAUGAAGUAUUAAUUGGAAAGCCAUACAUGUGUGACAUGAUCACAGAUUCUGUGGUUCUCUGUUUUUUCAUUGAAAGUGACAGAAUACUUUCAUUGCUAAGGUCAGAUUGUGCAGUGGAAGAUUUUUUGUGGCAGGAAAGUGCUAUUGUCCUUGCCAAACACUUGGUUCCUCAAAUAUUUGAGAAAAUGGGACUGCAAGAUUUGAGAGCUCUUAUAGCAGAAAGGUCAAUGAUGACAAUAUAUAUUAGAGGGGAAACGAUAGAAGUUCCUCACCAAUCCAUUGGCUUCUUGUUAGAAGGAUUCAUAAAACCUUUCAAUGUUCAAGAUGAACUCAUCACAUCACCUGCAGUUCUUUGGCCUUCACAUGGAAUUCAAAGUUUCCGAAAUGCAGAUACAUCAGGUGACACAACAGCCAGUUUUUCUCAUCAGCAAUCCUGGAAUCAAUUUGAGACAAAAGGGAGCAUAAUUUAUCAAGCUGAGACAAGAGCUAGAGUAAUCAUUUUUGAUAUUGCAACGCAUGAAGCUGAUACUGUUCUGCAGAGAAGUUCAUCCUCAUUCAAUCAUUCCCAUAGAACUUUAAGCAGAGAACAUGGAGGUCUUAUGAGUUGGCCAGAACAUUUCUACAAUGCAAAACAACAUGUGCAAAAUCAUGGAGCAACUGAUCAACAAGCAAACAGAUUGUCUGCUAGAGCAAUGCAGCUAAGCAUCUUUGGCAGCAUGGUUGAUGUGCGACGGCGCAGCCGAAGUUUAUCAAGGAUGAAUCUAUUUAAGCCAGCACACAGCCUGUCAUAUCCAAGAGUUCCUUCAUAUCCUGGCCAUCCGCUUGUCUCUGUCAGAUCAGAAGGGGCUGCAACUCUAAGGAAGAACCUUGAAGCAAGAAAGUUUACAGGACAGAUUCCCCCACCACAAGUGAAGGAUUCACACACAAAAGAGGGUCAUGUAGAUGAUGAUUCUAGUGAUGAAUCUGGCGCUGAUGAAGAAAUCCUGGUAAGGAUUGAUUCACCUAGCAGCCUAUCUUUCCACCAGGCUUCUUGAAGGUUUUUCUAUGUCCCAAUAAUCAUGGUUGUGAUUUCUUUCUGUACUGUUGUAUCAUUAUAGAUCCUGUUGAGUGUCUUUAUGAGUUAUAUAAUAAGAUAUAUGCCAUCUGACUCAAGCUAGUAUCUUUAGUUUUCUUAUGAAUGAAAGCUUGAUUCAAAUUGUCUCACCA
This is a messenger RNA of Theobroma cacao (cacao), 3757 nucleotides long. Lineage: Eukaryota; Viridiplantae; Streptophyta; Magnoliopsida; Malvales; Malvaceae. The record is from RefSeq and is a predicted model, not a curated record.